AUGGACGAAUCAGAGCUAGAACAGAUCCGAAAAGCUCGUCUCGAGCAGCUCAAGGCCCAAGGAGGUGGCGGCGGCGGCGGAGGUGGUGCUCGCUCUGGCAACGGCUCGGGCCAAGAAGAGCGGCAGAGACAACAAGCCGAAGAAGCCCGACAGCAAAUCCUCAACCAGAUCCUGCACCCCGAAGCUGCGGACCGCCUCGGACGCAUCCGCCUCGUCAAGGAGCAGCGCGCAACCGACGUCGAGAACCGCCUGAUUACACUGGCACAGACCGGCCAGCUGCGGCAAAAGGUGACCGAGGAGCAGCUCAAGGAACUCUUGACGGCGGUGGCGGAUAACGAGCAGCACGAAAAGAUUGUUGUGAGCAGGCGCAAGGGUUGGGAUGAUGACGAUGACGAUUUGCUGGAUCUAUAA
This is a messenger RNA of Trichoderma atroviride IMI 206040, 411 nucleotides long. RefSeq lists its product as uncharacterized. Lineage: Eukaryota; Fungi; Ascomycota; Sordariomycetes; Hypocreales; Hypocreaceae. The record is from RefSeq and is a predicted model, not a curated record. Gene Ontology annotation, molecular function: DNA binding. Gene Ontology annotation, cellular component: cytosol; nucleus.